Molecule: messenger RNA, 6138 nt
Organism: Bombus terrestris (buff-tailed bumblebee)
Lineage: Eukaryota; Metazoa; Arthropoda; Insecta; Hymenoptera; Apidae
Gene: Iml1
Product: GATOR complex protein Iml1
Exons: 25
Coding region: 1020-5687 (1555 amino acids)
Biological process (GO): cellular response to amino acid starvation; negative regulation of TORC1 signaling; positive regulation of autophagy
Cellular component (GO): GATOR1 complex; lysosomal membrane
Molecular function (GO): GTPase activator activity
Source: RefSeq, a predicted model, not a curated record
UUUUUCGAGCCCCUAAAUUGUUGUUGUACCACAGUUGAAACGCUUAUAUCACAUUUUCAUUAAAUUAUUACUUUGCGUUAGUAUGUUAGACUCAUUUUCUAGAUAUCUAAAUGACCAUGUUACCUGAAAUAUGGUAUACAAAUUCAUCACGGGCCUUAAGCGCUACCUACACAACUCUCUGUGCGACAUUGAAAUAUUUUGAUAUCAAUAAUUUGUCGAAGAAUUUGUUUGAUUUAUAUAUGAUUUAAAUUCGUAUUUAUUCGUAUUUAAAUUCGUAUAUAUGAUUUAAAUUCGAUUUAAAUUUUAUUCGUUUCAUAAAACUUAAUUAUCUUUCUCGCAAAUCUGUUUCUUUGUUCAUGAAACAAUACAUAAUUUUAUUCAUUUACUAUACAUGUGAUGUCAUUCGUUUGUCAUCUCACUUUUACAUCAACAUGUAUAACCUAAUGUGUACAUAUUCGACCGAUAAAUAAACCAAACCAUAUCGAUCGUAUGAGAAAUACUAAUGGCUAGUGACAUUCUUCUAUAAAACGGAACGUGUUACCAAGAUUUUAAAGAAUAAAGUAUAUUAAAAAUAUGGUCGUUGAGUUUAAUAUUAACUCUUAAUCCCCUGUGUAUAGUGCCAACGUUUAUUUAUUCUUUGAGAUUUAAAUGAAGUAAGACAAUGUGAAUAAACUUCAUAUGACAGCAGUAGGGGAUAAAGCUGGAAGAGAGAAGGAUCUUGAAAUUUUCGUAAAGCAUAGUAGCUUGGUGAAAUAUUUAUUACAAUUAAUUUACAUUAUCUUAAUAGCGCGUUAUCGAUAAUAUAUAUAUAUAUAUAUAUAUAUAUAUAUAUAUAUAUAUAUAUAUAUAUAUAUAUAUAAAUAUUAUGUUUCGGAUCCAAUACUCAUUUUAAAUAUAUCGCAGAAAUGUUUUAUACUGAGUAGAAAAUGGAUAAGUAAGUCGUUGUUUGUUCGUCUUAAUGAUUCUAUUCUAUGACAUGUUACGGUUAGAUCUAUGAUGAAAGAAGUAAUGGCUUAAAAAUGAAGCUGUAUAAGUUGAUAGUUCAUCAAAAGACCUUUAGUGAAGAAGAUUUAAUAAUCAAUCCAAAAGAUCACCCUAGUAUAAAAACUGGAGAUGUUGUUGAAAUUUAUCACCCGGAGGUUGAAUUUAGCCGUCUACUCCUUCAAGUCACAUCCUUUAAAGAAGAUUUACAAGGAAGGGAGACAAUUAGCGUGGAGAACAAUGUAGCCACAAUGUUUCAAUUAAGAACAUUUGCAGAUGUAUAUAUGAAUGUUGUUAAUCCAGACGAUGUAGCUUUGGAUUCCAUUGAACUUACCUUCAAAGACCAGUAUCUGGGUCGUAGUGAAAUGUGGCGUUUGAAAAAUAGCUUGGUCAACACUUGCGUAUAUAUGAACAAGAAGAUCGAAUUCUGUGGAGGCAGUAUCAGAUGUCAAGUAUAUGAAAUGUGGUCACAGGGUGACAGAGUCGCUUGUGGUGUUAUAACUAAUGAUACUAAGGUUGUGUUUCGUUCUUCCACCAGUAUGGUGUAUCUUUUUAUUCAAAUGAGUUCAGAAAUGUGGGAUUUUGACAUUCACGGUGACUUAUAUUUUGAAAAAGCUGUUAAUGGAUUUUUAGCUGAUUUAUUUCAAAAGUGGAAAAAGAAUGGCAGUAAUCAUGAAGUAACGAUUGUUCUAUUCUCAAGAACAUUUUAUAAUGCUAACAGUCUGGAAGAAUUUCCAAAUCACAUGCGUGAAUGUUUACAACAUGAUUAUAGGGGAAGAUUUUAUGAAGAUUUCUACAGGGUGGUAGUUCAAAAUGAAAGAUUUGAAGAUUGGAGUAACGUGUUGGUACAAUUACGUAAACUGUUCACAGACUAUCAAAAAAUUGUAUUAGAAUAUCAUCAAAAAUCAGGUGUCUCUAUACCAAAAGCAGUAAAUUCAACAGCUGCACAGGGCAACUUUUUAGAAGUACUGAACAUGUCUUUAAAUGUGUUUGAGAAACAUUAUCUGGAUCGUAGUUUUGAUAGAACUGGUCAGUUGUCGGUGGUGAUUACACCUGGCGUAGGUGUUUUUGAGGUUGACAGAGAGUUAACGAACGUUACAAAACAAAGAAUUAUUGAUAACGGAGUCGGUAGCGAUUUGGUGUGUGUCGGAGAACAACCAUUACAUGCAGUACCUUUAUUAAAGUUUCACAAUAAGGAUACAUCUGUUAACGCGCCUGAUGACUAUAGCAUGCCGCACUGGAUUAAUCUAAGUUUUUAUUCAACAAAUAAAAAAAUUCCUUAUUCAACAUUUAUACCUCGUAUAAAACUUCCUCAGAGAGUGUCAAAACAAUCAGCAGAAACGAUCAGCGGAAAAUUGCAGUGCAAAAGUAAGCUUUUACAAGAAGAUGCAAAGGAAUGUUUACACAAUACUUUGUUUGACUAUGAUGCAUACGAUGCACAAGUCUUUCAAUUGCCUUCAGUCCAUACGUCAAGUAGUUUGCAACGAGUUACGACGAGAACUAAAAAGACAAGCGUUGCCAGCAUGGAAACACAUAAUAACGCGCAUAUACUGAAACUUCUGAAAAGAAAAAUGUCAGAUCCUGAUAUACAUCAUCCACCACCUGAAUCUCACUCACCUCCAGCUGCGACAAGAAGCGCGGCAAUCUUGAUACCUUCUAGAACAGAUGACGUAACUAGUAGCGAAUCCAACGGAGAAGUCAAUGAAUCGAGGAUAUCAGUAAAAAGCGAUUUAACCGAUUCAGAAAUAUCACCGCCAUUUAGGCCGGUUGUUGGUAGUGCUGGAAGCCCCACAAAUACAAUAUCUCAACCUACAACUAUUAGGCCUAGUAGAGCACUUAUUAAUCCUUUUGAUCCAUCUCACGUUACAAUUAAAUUAACUAGUAACAGACGAAGAUGGACGCAUAUUUUUCCUAAAGGGCCAACAGGUGUACUUAUACAGCAACAUCAUUAUCAAGCUGUGCCAACACAAAUGUGUUCAGAAUCACAAUCUGAUGCUACCUCCACUAUAAGCGGUUCCCCUAUGGAACAUAACGACAUCUCUAACUCAAAUCAGUUUCAAGAUCACACAAAGAAUAAACCGCAGAGAUUAAAUCUUCUACUAUCAGGCACUGAUAAAAGUGGGAAUCCGAUAUCCUCUACGGGCAAUAAGUCUUUGACAUUGUUAUGGGGUGCUACUGGUGAACAGGAAUGGACACCGGCACUUACAACAGCAAUCAUAGGCGUUGAUUGGAAAUCAUUGACAAUCCCAGCAUGUUUGCCAAUUACUACAGAUUAUUUUCCCGAUAAAAGAAGUUUACAAAACGACUACGUUGUGUCAGACUAUAAUCUAUUGCCUGACGACGUUAAUACAGAUUUUGCUCAACAACGAGCAAUAUAUAAAAAACCUUUAACAACUGCCGAAGUAUUUAAGGAGCUUGUAUCGCAACGAUUAGCACAGGGUUUUCAAUUAAUUAUUUUACCGCAAAAUAAUCAAAAUCAGAGCCAUACACCCGGUAGUAAUGCUGUCCCUGCAAUAAGCUCUGUAAUGCGGGGACGGCAAACAGAAUCAGAACCGAAGGAGGAAUAUUUGCUAAGCAUUGGGAGAAUAUUUCACAAAAUAUCUUUAUUCGAUAAUUGUAUAACAGUAACAAGAUAUCGGCCAAGGCAUCCUUACCCUCCGUUCAAUAUUCAUUAUCUUUAUCGAUUUCACGCACCUCAUCACGACACGUACGAAGUAUCAUGGGUAUCUUUUACAACGGAGAAGCUUGAAAAUUACAAUUGGAAUUAUUUGGAUCAUUACAUCUGUACCAGGGGCCAUACUGAUUUUGCUUUAGUAGAGGCGCUUAAAUACUGGAGAUUUCGCGUGUUUUUACUUCCUUUGCACAAUUCGGCUACUCGAAAAUUUUUAGAGGGAUCAUCAAGAUGUGAUAUAUAUACACCUCUCACCACUUCCGAACAAGUGUCUCUCUUGGACGGAUUUUUACGGUUCAUCGAGCUGUGGCCGAAUAAAAUACGCCGCCCGAAUCCGAACAAAAAUUGGAAUCCUUCGACUCUAGGUGGUGUUUCCCAGAGAGAUCCUGCCUCUCACUUGACCAGACGCAGGCACAGCACGAGCCUGAUUGUCCUCACUAACCAGACCAAUCUAGUCGGCAGCUCUCCCUUCAGGGAGCGACUCGGAAGCAAUCGUCUACCAGAGAAACCGAGACCAAGAUCAGGUUCCAAAGUGAUGGACAGAGGACGAAUCUCACCCGCCAGCGAAGCUGUGUUACCCCUUUCACUUGAGCAACAGCAAGACCAUUUCGAUUCUAACGAAGAUAGUAGUACAAACAUGGAAUUGACAAGGUUAAAGAACACCGCGCCAAAUAACGAAAUUCUAGAAGCAAUGAAACACCAACAAAACGGCGUGGGAUUCCUCACACAACACCCAUCUCUUCCAAGCCAAACAUUUGUUAGCGCAGAUGCAGUGCAAUGGUUAAAUAAUCACAUAGAAGGAGGAGUAACAGUGGAGAGUGCCAUCAAUAUCAUGAAUGGUAUGAUACAAGACAAGCUCAUAUGCCACGCGUCUGGAGAUUUUUCUAAACCAUUCAUUCUAGGAUUUUAUUUGUAUCACAUAGUACAAGAUAAAGAAAAUCAAAGAGCUGGCGAUUAUUUCUCGCCCCUGGGUGAUUUGCAAAGCUUUGAAAAUGAAUGGGUAGAAGUCGAAAUAAGGGCACCCAAAGGCUGGUGUGAACCAUCUUCGCCAGGAUCAUUCCCCCUGAUGUCAUCUCCGAUGACUAUACCUAGCUGCGAUACUACCAUUGUAGACGAAUCAAACGUAGCGCCGUUUCUUAAAGAUGAGUUAGACAUAUCCGACAUGGCGGAUGAACAUGGAGAAUGGCAAGUUCCGUCAUAUAAACAUACUCAUCUGGAUAUAGACAUAAACAAUAGAAGCGACAGAAUCGAAUGGGGACAUCUAAGAUAUCAAUCUAUAUACAAAGUAGAUCAUUCUUACGAACUAGUGGUACAAUGGGUUGCAUCAUCUGGUAGUAUCGUCGCUGACCUUAUAUUUGUGUGGCAACGUAAGGCUCAAAUGUGCGGAAUUCAAAUGGUUCCUAUCCCAAGCGAUCUACUAGCAUUACCGUUCACUUUAAAAAGUGAUCCUUUAAGGGGGCCUAUUUUUAUACCAUUAAAUACAGAGUGUCUUAUGGCAAACAAACAACAUCUUUUCGAAGAAUUUCGAGAAGUAACCUACGAACAAAGACUCUUUCUUUUUCAAGAGACGAUUGUACAAAGAUUUGGCUUUGUUCCAUGCCUAAUAGAAAGUACUGAAAACGAUCAUCAGUACGUUCAUAUGACCGGCAAUGCAUUCAUACUGAUUCCAUCUACGACAAAUACAAGAUCACGUCCUCGAACCGCUACCAACAUAGUGAGACGAAACACGGGACAAAAGGGAUAUCCGAUUCAUUCUGAUCAACCCAGCCCUCAUGAAGCUUACAUUACGAGACACGUUAGCGGGAAGAACAAAGAUGACUACAACAAAGAUAAGAGGAUUGGUUUCCUUUGGUCGUGGAAUCACAUGCUUAGUAGAAAAUGGAAAUCAUCAUCCACGUUAGUUGGCGAUGAAUUGUUUCAGAAAAAGCUCAUACAAGAUUUUAGGCAUUUUUGUUCGAAUGGGGACAAUAGAUUGAAACAGUUCUGGGAACAUUGCUGGGAGAUAAAAGAAAAAUCCUGCACGAAAACAAUCUAAAGGAUCAAGUGGAAUGUAUAACGUAAAUAUUGUUUUAUAAGCAUUGUAUUUCAAUUGUAGUAGUAUUUAGAAAAUUUAAGUAGUAUUUAGAAAAUUUAAUUUCAUCGCCAUUAAAGUAAGUACUUCGUUUUAGACGAUUAAGAAAUCAUUUCGAACGUAACAUGUUCCUUGGGAUACAAUUGUUAUUGCGAUAACGGAAGUAUGUACAGAAUUAAAGAUAUAUAUUAAUGCUUAAAAGAACGAUGUAAAUGAACUGAAAACUAAUGUUUGUAAUAUAUAUGUUUCAAGUUCACUUACAAUUAGUUUGCAUAAGCAUCUGUUGUUUUUACGGCACCGAUAGUAGUAAAUUUAUAAUUUUUCUUACUCGUUGAUACGUGUAUUUAUACAUCUACGAAAGAAUGGAAACGAAGCUAUAUUGAAAUAAAAUGGCCUGUAUUUUUAUUGAACUGAA